Messenger RNA from Cornus florida, 1651 nucleotides. Its product is annotated as FAM10 family protein At4g22670-like. The record is from RefSeq and is a predicted model, not a curated record. NCBI's taxonomy places the organism in Eukaryota, Viridiplantae, Streptophyta, Magnoliopsida, Cornales, Cornaceae. The transcript is spliced from 11 exons. Bases 83 to 1375 code for a protein of 430 amino acids. Gene Ontology annotation, molecular function: protein dimerization activity; Hsp70 protein binding.
UGUACUCGUGGUAGUGUAAGAAAGGCCUCCUCUCUCUCUCUCUCUCUCUCUCUCGCUAACAUCAAACCCUCGCGAACCAGUUAUGGACGCCGCAAAAGUGAGCCACUUGAAGGAAUUCAUCGAACAGUGCAAGUCUGAUCCUUCAAUCCUCGACGAUCCUUCUCUUUCUUUCUUCACAGACUAUCUCGGAAGUCUCGGGGCUAAACUUCCUACAUCCGCCAACAAGCCUGGAGAUUCUCCUCGUAACAAAUCGAAAUCUUAUGUGGUGGAUGAGAGCGAUGAUGAUAUCGAGUACGAGCCUGAACUGCAGCCGACUGUGGAUGAAGAAGAAGAGAGCGAGAUAAUUGAAUCUGACAUUGAGCUUGAAGGAGAAACUGUGGAGCCUGAUGAUGAUCCUCCACAAAAGAUGGGAGACCCUUCUGUUGAGGUUACAGAAGAAAACCUUGAUGCUUCACAAGAGGCAAAGGCACAGGGCAUGGAAGCAAUUUCUGAAGGUAAGCUGGAGGAAGCAAUUGAGCAUCUCACUCGGGCAAUUUUGCUCAACCCAAAUUCGGCAAUUAUGUACGCAGCCAGAGCUGGCGUGUAUAUCAAAAUGAAGAAACCAAAUGCUGCUAUUCGAGAUGCUAGUGCAGCUUUAGAGAUAAAUCCAGAUUCUGCUAAAGGCCAUAAAUCCCGUGGAAUGGCAAGGGCAAUGCUUGGCCAGUGGGAAGAGGCUGCGAAGGAUCUGCACUUGGCAUCAAAUCUGGACUAUGAUGAGGAAAUAAGUUCUGUUCUAAAGAAGGUUGAACCUAAUGCACGCAAAAUUGAUGAUCACCGAAGGAAAUAUGAGCGUUUGCGCAAAGAACAAGAGGCGAAGAAGGCUGAACGUGAGAGACAACGUCGUCGGGCUGAAGCUCAGGCUGCAUAUGAGAAGGCUAAGAAGAAGGAGCAAUCAUCUUCAAGUAGAACGGGAGGCAUGCCUGGUGGGUUUCCUGGUGGCAUGCCUGGUGGGUUUCCUGGGGGUAUGCCUGGAGGUUUUCCGGGUGGUAUGCCAGGAGGUUUUCCAGGUGCCGGUGGUAUGCCAGGGGGUUUUCCAGGUGCCGGUGGUAUGCCAGGGGGUUUUCCAGGUGCCGGUGGUAUGCCAGGGGGUUUUCCAGGUGCUGGUGGUAUGCCUGGAGGAUUUCCUGGUAGCACGGCAGGGGGCAUGCCUGGAAACGUCGACUACAGCAAAAUCUUGAAUGACCCGGAAUUGAUGGCAGCAUUCAAGGAUCCAGAAGUGAUGGCUGCUCUUCAAGAUGUUAUGAAGAACCCAGCUAAUCUUUCAAAGUAUCAAUCAAAUCCCAAGGUAGCUCCCAUCAUUGCAAAAAUGAUGGGCAAAUUUGGGGGAUCAAAGUGAACAUUUCUCAGAGAUUGGCAUCAUCUUUGUUUAAAAUUAGUUUCUGAGGCAAUUGUGGUUUUUGACGUUGCAUUCGAGAUCUCAGUUGCAGCUUUCAUGUGUCAUUCUCGAAAAAUCGUGGCUUUUGUCCAACUUUUUUCGUUACAGUAAUUGACAUGGAGAACAAAUUAUGUUCUGGGGUUCAUGGCGUCAUGAAAAAUUUCUUUUAGACUCGGAGUGUUUAUGCAACACUAUUAAUUUAGCUUAUUUGAAAAUGACCAUUCAAUUCCUGCUUCA